UGCUGGUUUGAAUGGAGAAAGGAAAAUGUGUGUUUGGAGCAGAAAGUGUUUGGUGGUUAAAUGUUAAACUUCUGUUCAUGUGGAAAUAUGAGUUUCAAAUGGAUUUCAACUGACGAGUGAAGCUGCAACAGUCAUCCAUCCUCCAUGUCUUCGAACUGUGGGAGCAAAGAGCAAACCGGAGCACCAUGGGGGACAUCCAUCAGGACCACGGUUCAGGUCGCUGCGUCCUUGAGCCCAGCUGAUUUGUCCUUCGAAAACACUCUGGAUUCCCUCAGCCACUUGGGGGAGCUGUCCUGUAAUUAAUCCUGACCUAUGACCACCCAGGAGGAUGGAGGACAAGAGGACAACUUCCUUCCUGGGAUCAAUAAAGAACCUUGAGGCCUUUGAUUCCCAGGGGAGACAUUCACUUCUGCAUGACUUUCCAACUCUGUCUCUGCCCGGCGGGGAUUCUGUCCUCCUCAGUGGUUCUCAAACCGGGGGGCGGUCCCCCCUCAGGGCGCAGCCUCUGCAGGGUAGAGCACUUAGAUGACCAAGGGGGAAACUGUGGAGUGAAACUCAUCACAGCUCUCAAGCUUUAAUAUCGUCUGCAAUCAUGAUCAAAUUGUUGAGUGUUGCGAUUGUUGCAGGAUUUGUUUUUGAAAGCAACCAGCAGUUUAUCAGCCCCAACAUACUGAAACCACUUCCUGUACAAUUACCCUGCGACUAUCCAACCCACAUCCAAUGCUGGACGGACUGGUUUGACAGAGACGACCCGACUGGAAGUGGAGACUGGGAAACUCUCUACAAUCUUCGUAUUGAAAACCCAGGAAAGAUUUGCCCCAAACCAAUUCAAAUCGAGGCCAAAACUCUGUCUGGGGUCAGCGUGGCUGCAGCCGGGGAUGUGAUUUUUAAAAGUGACACAUCUUCAGGAUUCAUCUGCAGAAACCAGGACCAGGUGUCCAAGAAGCUGUGCAACGAUUAUCGCGUUCGCUUCAGCUGCCAUCCCCCGUUCUGUGGUGGAGUGUGCUGGACCAAGUGGUACAACCGGGACUAUCCCUCUGGUACGGGGGACUGGGAGCUUUUGAGUAACCUGAAGACAGAAAACCCAGGAGAGAUCUGUGACAACCCGAUAUACAUCGAGGCGGUUACCACUGACACGAUGACCCCAGCCAUCAGCACAGGGGAGAACUUCUACGCCUACAAUCCAACUGUGGGAUUUGUUUGCCGAAAGGAGGACCAGAAAUCCGGCCAAUGCCGCAACUAUAAAGUGCGGUUUGGAUGCCUUUGCCCAUAAUUCUACACCAACACUGAGGUGCGACGGCGAGAGAGGACUCUUGUUCCAGUUUUUAUCUCUUAAAUUUGUAUCUGCUUUGUCUUUUCUUGUAUAAUUAUAUGAUUCACUUCUCCUGAUGAAAGAACCACACAGAAAUCUUACUUUUUCACAGUGAACUUGUGGUAAUUUCAUCAUUUAAAUCAAUUUUUUCCCGCUGUGAAACUCAUUUUUAUCUUCUGCAGAAAAGCCCUAUUAGAUGCUUUAUCUUUUUCUUUUUACUGAUGAAGAAAUCAAGAUCUUUUGUGAUGACGACUGUAGAA
Paralichthys olivaceus (Japanese flounder) is the source of this 1572-nucleotide messenger RNA. The record is from RefSeq and is a predicted model, not a curated record. NCBI's taxonomy places the organism in Eukaryota, Metazoa, Chordata, Actinopteri, Pleuronectiformes, Paralichthyidae.